Molecule: messenger RNA, 2615 nt
Organism: Ictalurus furcatus (blue catfish)
Lineage: Eukaryota; Metazoa; Chordata; Actinopteri; Siluriformes; Ictaluridae
Gene: frmd5b
Product: FERM domain containing 5b
Exons: 14
Cellular component (GO): cytoskeleton
Molecular function (GO): cytoskeletal protein binding
Source: RefSeq, a predicted model, not a curated record
AAUACACCCUGCAUGGACAUUAUCUAUGAAAUCUAUCUCAGGGCAGCACGCGCACACACACACACACACACACACACACACACACACACAUAUAAAACACAUCUAACGGAAAUUUAGUAUACCUGUAGCUAAUCCACUUACUGCCUUGUUUUUGGGAAGUGGGAGGAAACCAGAGACCCCGGAGGAAACCCACACAGACAUGUGAAGAACAGGAUGAAACAGCAGUGUUCUCUAUCUGUGUAAACAGCUGCUUGUAGCAUCUAAUUUAUGUGUAAUGUGUAAAUACACAUGUAUUAGAGAGGCUUAAUACAGAAUGUGUUUUUUUUUUUUCUUAAUGGAUGGUUGUUGUUGUGUUAUUAUUGCAUUACUGUGCCAUGUUGGAUUAUUACAGAUAAAAUACUGCCAGGAUUUGUGUGUGUGUGUGUGUGUUUUAUAUAUAUUUUUCGAAAGAUACCAGCCGUGCUUUGAAGGAAUGAGUCACUAAAGAGCGAGCCUAUGAGAUCGUUUGUAAUGGAUGACGCACACUGAACAGCUCUGGGAAGCAGACGGAGGAACACUUACCCUGCACCAUCAUUGAACGUGUUUUUUUUUUUUUUUUUUGGUGGGGGGUACAAUAAUCUGAAUAAAUUAGCCGUAUUUUCACGCGCUGUUUUUCAUGUGCUUAUAAAAACCUAUAGUCUCAAGGAAUUGCCCUGUCGAAUAAAUAUGACCAGGCUGCGUUUGAGUGUCCUGUAUGUGCAACCAUCAGCGCGUCCGUCGGCGUCACAUCGCGGCUACUCCAAACGCUUUGUGUCACGCAGCAGGUUGACCAAAGACAAGCAAUAUUGAUCCAUGAACCGCUGACAUGUUGCGUCCAGCUUGAUGUUUGCGCCAGCAUCCAGUGACCGGGCAGGAUGUUGAGUCGGGUUUUGAGCGGCAGUGUUCGGAGUCUGGACAGAGAAUUCAACUGCACUGUCCGGCUGCUGGACGACACGGAAUACACCUGCACGGUACAGAGAGAUGCAAAGGGUCGAUGGAUUUUUGAGCAGAUUUGCCAUCAUUUGAGCCUGUUAGAGAAAGACUACUUUGGCAUCAGAUAUGUAGACCCAGAGAAACAGAGGCAUUGGCUAGAGUUAAACAAGCCAAUCACCAAACAGAUGAGAUCUCAACCGCCGUUCAUCAUGUGUUUACGGGUGAAGUUCUAUCCCCCUGAUCCUGCUGCUCUCAAAGAGGAGAUCACCAGAUAUUUGGUCUUUUUGCAGAUUAAGAGAGAUUUGUACCAUGGCCGACUGCUAUGCAAGAGCUCUGAUGCUGCCCUGCUGGCUGCUCAUAUUCUACAAGCUGAAACUGGAGACUACACUCCAGAGAAGCAUCCAGAAGGCUACAGCUCCAAAUUCCAAUUCUUCCCCAAGCACUCUGAACGCCUUGAACGCCGCAUUGCUGAAAUUCACAAAACCGAGCUAAUAGGCCAGACUCCUGAGACAUCUGAGUUGAAUUUCUUAAGAAAGGCUAAGACUUUGGAGAUGUACGGAGUUGAUCCACACCCUUGUAAGGAUGUGUCAGGAAAUGCUGCAUUUUUGGGUUUUACUCCGUCUGGCUUUGUGGUGCUUCAAGGAAACCGGCGAGUUCAUUUCCUCAAAUGGAAUGAGGUCACCAAAAUGAAGUUUGAAGGGAAGACCUUCCACAUUUAUGCAAACCAACAGGAAGAUCAGAAUAUCAUCCUGACCUACUUUGCACCAACGCCUGAAGCCUGUAAGCACCUGUGGAAGUGUGGAGUGGAGAACCAGGCUUUCUACCAGUUUGAGAAAUCCAGUCAAGUAAGGACAGUGUCCAGCAGUAAUCUCUUCUUUAAAGGGAGUCGUUUCAGAUACAGUGGAAAAGUGGCCAAGGAAGUGAUGGAGCAAAGUGCCAAAAUCAGACGAGCGCCACCAGAAAUCCACCGGGCUGGGAUGGUCCCUAGUAGGAGUUGUCCUUCCAUCGCUCACGGCCCACGACAGAGUAGUGUUCCACGAACAUGCAGAAGAGCAGUCCAUAUGUCUAUAAUGGAGGGUUUGGAGUCUUUACGUGACAGUGGCCACUCCACUCCAGUGCGGUCCAUUUCUCAUGGCCACUCCUUACUGAGGUCCCAUAGCAAUUGUGCUGAGGGUAGAAAUGGGGCAUCAGAAUUUUCUGAGGAAUUGUACAAGCCCACUGACAGUGUGUUACCCACACCUUUCUCCAGCAACUGUUCACUGGACCAGGCCUUGUGUCAGCACAUGAACAGCCCUCCCAGUGUCCAAGAGGAGAAAAAAACAGAAGCAGUUAUUCCAAAAAGUGGGAGGCUGGUUGUUGCUAAGUUUACAGAAAGAGUCUAUCACCUGGGAAAAAUCCAGACACCCACUGGUAGCAUGGAGGUAAAGCAAGUAAGUAAGGUGAUUGGAAGUUUGGCACGGCUCUUCUUGGUCACCCUCACGCUGCUCCUGGCCCUCCUCCUGCUUCUCAUUGCUCUGACAGAGUCUGAACUUGAUGUGGCCUUUCUGAGGGACAUCCGACAAACAGCUGAGUUUCAGCAAUUCCACAAUGAAUAUUUUUGCCCGCUGAGACGCUGGCUAGCCUACAAGCUGCGCUGGAUGGGAGGCUAGCUCAUGAAUAAAUGA